AAAAAUAAUAAAAUUCAAAGUGCGAAGUGAGCUGAUUUCGGUUUUGUUUGUGUUUGCGCCUGCCUUACUCGAGCACGCGUGUGUCUGCGUUACCUUGGACAAGAAUAAACCAUCCAAACAUCCUGCAGCAUCUACUUGGCCAUUGUGGUUGUUCUUGGCCCGGCUGUCCUCCGCCUCAUCUCCGCCUUCGUCCCCGUCCUUUGUGAAUCCUUGGCGCAGCAGUUUCUAGUCGGUGGCCUACUCUGAAGAAAAUGUUUCAAUAGAAAUGGCCAAACUUUCACGACGGCCCUCGUCGUCUGCAGCAACGCCUUCAAGAGCAACCACAGCAAGCACUGCGAGUACAGCGGCAACAUCGGUUAGCCCGAGUCAUGCCACAGGCAACACGCAGCAGGAGCCGGAGCAACAGACAAGGACAAAUCAGCAGGAGCAACAUCAGGAGCCGAAGCAGCCGAAUCCGACACAUCAUAGUCCGAAGGAGCAGCAGCAACGCAUCGCCCGACGUGCAGCCAGCAGCAGUGGCAAUAAGCCCCAAGCGGCGGCACUUGUUAACACUCGUCCCGAUGUACUCCAUGAUCCAUCGCCAUCACCGACACCGGCGGCGCUCUCCUAUCACAAUAAUAACAACAACGUCAAUAGCAACACUGCCACGCCCGCUGCUCCUGCUCCCACUCCCGCCCAUGUCACGGCCACGCCCUAUAUGCCGCUGCUACCGCCCGGGGAGCGGAAUCUGACAGAAGCGGAAAAUGCUGCGGAGCGGGCCAGAAUCAGGGAGGAGUUCUUCGCCACCUAUGACGUGAUGACCGGCGUGAGGAUCGCCGCCACCUUGGGCGGUUUCUUUGGCCUGAUGGUUUUUCUUAUCGUGUGGAAGAGCCGGAGCAGCAGCAACGAGACACUGAAGGUCCUCAAGGAUCCCAAGAUGGCGGCCGUAGCUGCGGUCUGCAUGCAGGAGGAGGAGGAACGCGAGAUCCACGAGGCAAUUGUGGCCACGGGCAUGUCCAUAUAUCCGGAUGAGUACGAUGCCCUGGUCUACCGCCGGCAGCGCAUGCUCUCGCUGGGCAACGUGAGUGCUCCGCCGCUGCUUAAUCGCGGAUAUCGGUGCGGUUCUGUGGGUGGAGUUGGUCCGAGUGUCCCAGUGGGCUAUAGCUAUCUCCUGGAGCCGCCGCGACGUUUUUCUUACUCGGCAAUGUCGGGAGGUGGUGGACCGGGCUCUGGCCACGUGGGACGGCGCAAGAGCGGCUCGGAGUCGUCGCGCAUCUUCAGCAACUAUCCCAUGGGCGGCAGCUUUGGCACCGACGACUACUUCGUGGAGACGGACGACGAGCUGGACGCCGAGGAUUAUAUGCCACCAGGUGUCCAGGAUGAAGCGGAUCAUAAGCACCAGAGAACGGACUCCACGCGCAGCAAACAGGGAUUCCUAUCCGUACCGAUGGCGGGUCACGACUCGCGGCGGAGCAGCGCAAUGACCUGCUGCAGCACGGACAGCUCGUACCUGGAGCGCCGCACCUCCGCCUACAUGGGCGGCUGCAUGAGCAACCUGCCACCCACGCUGCAACGUAAGCUGUCGACGGCCUCGCGGACAUCGAGCAUCGACAACUGGGACUACUACUAUCCGGACAUCCAGGUGAUCCAGCCAACGCCAAAGGAAUCGCCCUGUCCCUCAGAGCGCAGUGUCCACGAGUCGUCCAACGGAGGAGGAGGCGGAGGAGCAGCAGGAUCUGGAUCCGGAUCCGUGUCCGUGUGUGGAUCACGAAACUCCAACUUGAGUGCGCCGAACAUCAAGCGGAAGCACAGCAUCGUGUCCUACGAUCCAGACAGUGCACAGGCGGGCCGGAAGCAGCAGAUACACUCGAUUAGCGCGGACACCGUGGACGUUUAUCCUUACAACCAGGAGAGUUCCGCCGUGGACCUGGCGCUUGCGUUGCCGCUGCCCAAGCCGGUGCAGUCGGCGUCGCCCACCAGCGCCCAGCAGGCAUUUCACUUCUGCGACUCGCCCUCCGAAGAGCUGCGUCUUGGCGUUCGACGGAAGCUCACCCUGGUCGAGCUGCAGCGGAACGAGAGCAACAACAACAGCUUUCCAUAUACAGCGAAUGCAGCCGCUCCGUCCGGAACGACGGGUACUGCUCCCAACUCAAGCAGCAUCAGUGUGGACAGCACGCCGGCGAGCCUGGAGAGGCUGAAUGGCGCGAGCGGAGGAAGCCUGUCCAUUUCUGCCUCCAUCAAGCUUCCCGCGAUCGGUAACAACAAUCCGGAGAAGCGAGCACCCCUAGCUUCACUAAGUUCCUUCAAGAUCUCCUCGCUCGAGUGUCCCGACUCCGAUCUGCGCUCCCUCGACGAGGACUCGGUUUUCGGGGUGGAGAGUCCAGCGGAUACGGACGAUGACAUGCAGCAGCUGAGCAGCGACAGCGAGGAGCAGGAGGCUCAGGCCCAGGCUCUGGCUCUGGCUCAAGCUCAGACUCAGGCCCAAAGCCAAAUAGCUUCGGUGCGGAUUAGUUCCGAAAUGAAAUCCAAUCCGGCCGUGCCUCUGAAGCGGAUGAGCAUGAGUGCAGUGCCGUCGACGGGAAUGGGAACUGGGGGUGGUGGCACCGUGGUCGCAGCUGGGGGUGCUCGUCCUCGGAGGCCCCUUCUGCAGCGACACCGCACCAUCGGCGCUACAUCCAGCGAUCGGGUGGCGCUCAUCAAUCAGCCUCUGCAGCUGCAACAGUUCCACAUGGGCCUGCCCAUCCAGUCGGAGGUGGCUGCUCCCCUGGAAACGCACUUCGGAGCCGUGGUUAGCCAGAGUCCCCCGCGACGAGGACCGCUUCUGCAACAGUAUAGCGAUCCACAAACGACGACGACAACCACUACAACCACCACUACAGAGGAGGACACAUGCUCCACGCUGAACACAGAGCUGGGAAUGGUGGAAGCCACCGGGGCUCCUCUGGGCGGUGGGGGUGGAGAGUCCGCAACGCACACGCAAUACAGCAGUCUGAACACGGUCAUCAGCAUGGGCCGUUCCACGCCCAGUCCCGUUCCUCUGACCAGCCGGAUGGACAAUAACGCCGCUGCACAGCCCUCACAGCAGCAGCCAGCUCAACUGCCAACGAACGCCACCCGGCUGGGGCACGAUCCCUGUCCCUCGUCCGUGUCCGACUCGGUGAUAGCCGCCCGGCACCAGAGCAUCUGCGUGCCCGCCUCCCUCAAGGACCUUAUCCUGCGCAAGGGAUCGGGUCCCGGCAGCGCUGUGAUCGUUCCCGCCAGCGGGAUCAGCAAGAGUGCCGCCAACCUUAGCUGUGAGAGUAGCGGCACACACAACACAACGACUGCGACGCCCGCCGUCAUGCUAGAGCUUCCCCUGAUCCGGCUGCCAAACGAGGAGGGUGAGGACGAGGACGCGGCGGAGGCGGAAGGGGAUGAGGCGAACUUGGAGAGUGAAGAAAAGCGCGAUCCCAGCUUGCCCGGCACUUCGCGCAAGUGGUCCAAAGAGACACUCUUCUAGCCCAGCUGGUUUCCACUGCUCCAAAGAAGGCAGUUCCCUGGCCCGGGCCAUUAUUUAAGAGCUUAGCAACUGACUUUGUAAGCAUGGUAAUAUGGAAUCUACAGUGAAAACUCCCAAGUUAGUCUACGGUAAACUUUCCCAAACUUGUUUAAGAUAUUUUCCACAAAAUAAUCCAACCAACCUCGACAAAAUAAUUCGUAAUUGCUAACCGUGACAUUUAUGAGUAGACAAAACCUAUUUGUAUCCUAGUUAGAGAAUAUGAAAAUCUAUUUCCAGUCGACUUCCUAAUAUCAAUCUCUUUCUGAGGGAGAAUUUCACUGUAUUUCCGGUAGUGGCAUGGUCUGGCAACCAACUUCCUGGGUUGUCACUGGAGAUCGCGAACAUUGAUUGAGUAUUUAGGCCUAGAUUAGGAGAGUUAGAUUAAGCGCAUUUAGUCAAAAUACAUAAGUUAAUUGGGUCGCUCCCGGUCCCCGGCACCGACUGGCCGACUGAGGAGCAUGAGGAGUUGCAGUAGAGUACUUGCCUACUAUAUACUACCUACUAUAUAAUUAGUAUGUACAGACGAUCGGAUAAACGGAGGCGGACGAGGGUAAUAACGAACAGCAACCAGAACAACAACGUAUUCGUACUUAGAGACUGUUGUCUAUUAUUGUUAAUAGAACUCUAAAAGUUAAGUAGUGAUACUCGGAUUUAUUUUUCACACUAUGUAUCUUUAAAGCAGGAAAAGCCAGUGUACGAAUAUAUAUAUUUGUAUGCAGCCAUACUAGGGAGAAGGUUUAUAUAUUUCUAUUGGUACGUCGAUCGCCGAUCCUUUCUACAUCUCUCUAUUUCUCACUCUCCCUAUGAAUGGAAUGAAAACUCUUCUAGUGUCUUA
Messenger RNA from Drosophila kikkawai, 4352 nucleotides. RefSeq lists its product as uncharacterized. The record is from RefSeq and is a predicted model, not a curated record. NCBI's taxonomy places the organism in Eukaryota, Metazoa, Arthropoda, Insecta, Diptera, Drosophilidae.